This is a messenger RNA of Labeo rohita (rohu), 5789 nucleotides long. It is a transcript of the gene poc1b, whose product is annotated as POC1 centriolar protein B. The record is from RefSeq and is a predicted model, not a curated record. Gene Ontology annotation, molecular function: protein binding. NCBI's taxonomy places the organism in Eukaryota, Metazoa, Chordata, Actinopteri, Cypriniformes, Cyprinidae. Gene Ontology annotation, cellular component: ciliary basal body; centriole. Gene Ontology annotation, biological process: cilium assembly. Bases 361 to 1824 code for a protein of 487 amino acids. The transcript has 12 exons.
UUUUAGAUUUAAUCCCAACACGCCUUCUGUUGCAUUAGGAGGAUGGGUUACAUUAGCGGUUUCCACUGACUUCAUUGGUGUAGACGUUUAUUUGUGCAAGUUAGUAUUUUGGCAGCCCAAAUAGAGGUACAUACAUGUAAAAAAUUAGACUCAAACGAGAUUUUGAGUCAUUUUUCUGCAUCCUGUUCAACUAGCCAUGCUGACUCGAUGAUUCUGAGCGCGAUUUGUUUGGUCUGGGUUAAACGCGGCUUGUUUGACAGAAGGGAAGUGGCUCAACAUGAAGGAGUUUCACUUGUUUACUUGUAAAACCAAGAGCAAAGUGUGCCAAAUUCAGAAACUUUUUUGAUUUUUGCCGGAAUAAUGGCGUCUGUAAUGGAGGAUCCCACUCUUGAGAGACAUUUUAAAGGUCACAAAGAUGUUGUUUCCUGCGCCGACUUCAGCCCCAAUAAUAAACAGCUUGCUACUGGGUCCUGUGACAAGAACCUUAUGAUCUGGAACCUCACUCCUAAAGCCAGGGCGUUCAGGUUUGUGGGUCACACAGAUAUCAUUACAGGUGUCCAUUUUUCUCCAAGUGGUUCCUUGGUGGCAUCUUCAUCCAGAGACCAGACAGUUCGACUGUGGACACCCAGCAUAAAGGGCGAGUCGACUGUGUUCAAAGCCCACACAGCGAGUGUUCGAAGCGUUCAGUUCUCCAGCGAUGGCCAAAGGCUGGUCACGGCUUCAGAUGACAAGUCUGUGAAAGUGUGGGGUGUCGAACGGAAGAAAUUCCUCUACUCUCUCAACCGGCACACCAACUGGGUGCGCUGUGCGAGGUUUUCACCAGAUGGUCGUCUUGUUGCUUCCUGUGGAGAUGACAGGACGGUUCGCCUCUGGGAUACAUCCUCACGGCAGUGCAUCAACAUUUUCACAGACUAUGGAGGGUCAGCAACAUUUGUGGACUUCAAUUCCAGUGGCACAUGCAUUGCGUCAUCAGGAGCGGACAACACAUUAAAAAUCUGGGAUAUUCGUACAAACAAGUUGAUACAACAUUACAGAGUUCAUAGUGGUGGGGUCAACUGCUUUUCCUUCCAUCCAUCUGGAAACUAUCUGAUCAGUGGUUCGAGCGACACUACAAUGAAGAUCUUGGACCUCCUGGAGGGGAGGCUCAUUUACACCCUUCACGGCCACAAGGGUCCAGUAUUGGCUGUUGCGUUUUCUCGAGACGGAGAUCUGUUUGCUUCAGGAGGUGCUGAUUCUCAGGUUCUCAUGUGGAAGACCAACUUUGAUUCGCUGAAUUACAAAGAUGUGUUGAGCAGGCAUAGCAAACGAGUCACUCCAGAUCCCCCUCCACACCUGAUGGACAUCUACCCUCGAUCAUCUCACCGACACAGUGCUCAGAAUGGCACGGUAGAGAUUAAUCCCAUUGUUGCUGAUACUCAGUCUGGUGACCCUCAGGUGGUUGAAGUGGGACGUGUUCUUUUCUCCACAGCGGAUGUUAGAAGCCAUGACAGUGCAACAAGCAGCAGAGAUCAGCCCUUCUCAGGUCCAAAUCGGGCUCAUACGCGACCCAGAGAAGAGGAGGAUGAAGACCAAGAAGAAAGGUUUGCCAGCGGUAUGACAACAUCUAGAGAAGAGUGCUUGGGUAUCCCAUCAAGCCUUACUAGCACUCUGGAGAACAUUGUGCAGCAGUUGGACAUCCUGACCCAGACCGUUGCCGUCCUUGAGGAGCGCCUUACCUUGACCGAAGACAAACUGAGGACAUGCCUGGACAACCAGGUCCUGCUUCUGCAACAGACGCAACAAGUGGACGAAUCUGAUGAGGAAGCCGAGGGACCAUCUGCGUGAGGGAUACCCUGGUGGUCCUCACUUCAGUGGUAACUUCCUCUGGCCUGCAGAGGGGGACACACCAAAUCCCUUUUUUUUUUAUUUUAGCUUAAAGACAUCCAGCUGUGUCAUUCCGAAUGAGAACAUUGGACUUAACAAUGCAAAAAAAGAUGAAAAGACACAAAGCAGGAUGAGGGAAGGGCAAGAAGGGGAUUUGAGGGAUCAUACAGCAGUCUCACCCAAAAAAAAAAAAAGUCAUGGUAAGAGGACAGCUGCAGCUAAGACAACAUCCCGGUCAUGUUUGGACAGCAGCGAGCAAGACAUAUCAGGAAAGAGACUGAUGGAACAGACAAACAUGCACAGAUUUUUACAGUAGCUAUCCAAACUGGUUUGUCUGCUGCAUCACAUGUGUUAUGUAAAUAUAGACCACUAUGAAUGAAUUACAUCUUGAGUCUCUGGUGUGAUUAAGGCAGCAUGAAUGGUUUGUGCAUGUGCAUGUAAGGCCGAGUAAGUGUCCUCAGAGACACUCGCUGCCUUGUUUACUCUCUCUCAAUCAGCCGCAGCCUUGUGGCUUUCCUCUGGGUGGAGGUCAGACGGAAACAGGGAGCCAAUCGACAGAAGGGCCCAGCGGUUCUUGUUUGCUUUGCGUACCGCAUCCUUCUGUGUCCAACAGCUCUGCUAAACUCUUCCUGACAGUCUUACAUAAAAACAAUGCGUCCAGUGAUAGUGAAAACAAAUCGUUUAGACCAGUUUCCCAAAGUUCUAGGGUCAAAUCGUUGAAGAUUACAAACCACUCUGAUUAAUCACCUAUGUAUAUGUAAAGAAUUUGUCAUAAACACAACAAAAACAUUCCAGCAUGUGACUGUUGUUGUUUCUACAAACCACUUCCUGUGCAGCACAGAGUCUUGUACAGACAGCAGGUGUGCUUGCGACCUCUCUGUGCACAACACAAGCCCCUUGUCUCCGGUGGGGCACCAAAAAAGGGCUAGAGCAGCCAACUCAUGAAUGAAGAACAAAGAGAAGAUAAUAGAAACGUAUGCAUGUGUGCCUGUGUGAGGCUGCCUGCUCGAGCAUGUGCCUAUGUUUAUGGAUUUGCGCGCAUGCAGGUUCUUGCAAGACCCACAUAUGGUAAAGUGGUUGCUUGCUUACGAGGCAAGGGAAGGUAAACAUUAUCUUUAGCUCCCCCACAGACAUCAGAGGACUAGUUCUUCGUCCUGUUAGCCAGGCCUGGUUGGCAUUGAAUCAGAGCACUUUGAGGAAAUUCCCUGUGACCUUCUGUUCAAGGGAAAAUAAGAUAAAGAUGGAGUAAUGGAAAAGAGCUCGCUUGUAUUGUUUCUGCAAUGGCACCUGCACAAAAAGACUCUUGCUCCAUUUUUUAACUUAGGGGGGGACGUCUGUUCAGAGGUUUUCCCUUUCGACAAAUAUAGAUGGUUUUAUGGAGCGGAAAGUUUAAAGAUAGGUAUACACCUGUUGUGGGUCGGAGACCUUACUGAAGUGGAAGUUUCCGAACUGGGGAGAGAAACCCUGAUUCGAGCAAUGUGGGGUUGGAGAAAGGAUUAAAACACUUUGCUUGAAAGAUGCUUGGCCCGUUGAAUUUGGGGACCGGAAUGAUGUGCUGUAAAGGUUUCGGUCUUUAAGGCUGAAUUGGAUUUACUCCCUUUAGUCUUGUUAUAAAUCCCUCAUGCACUUAUCAUAAAAAUCUGUGGCUCACGCCAUGACCUUUAAAACACUCGUUCCCAUUCACAUCUGUUUUAAAAUGUCUUCACACCUGUUUUUUUUUUUGAGAGGGGUGUUUUCCAAAACCAGAUGGCUUUGCCCCGCUCAUGAUUAUUUUUGUACACUGGUUCCAACUUCACAUGAAAUAUUGAGUUGUAAAAUAGAAAUGGUUAUUGUCCUCUAAAAAGACUUUAAAAAAAAAAAACAUCAAAACAACGGACAGAAUAAAAAAAUCAAAGUUGCAUUUAAAAAACAGUGAAGUAAAAUCUGUUCAGAUUUUUUUUUUUCAGAAUUGUGAGAUAUAAAACAGAAUUAUUAUAAAGUCACAAUUUUGCAUCUCUUAAUUCUGAUGUUUUUCUCGCAAUUCUUUUUUCUCGCAAUUGCAAGUUUAUUUCUCGUAAAUCAGACUUUUUUUUCACAAUUCUGACUUUUUUGUGAGAUAUAAAUUGAUAUAAAUAUAAAAUUACUUAACUCAUAAUUUUGUGUUAUUAAGUGACAAUAAAGAGAAAAAAAGUCAAUUACAAGAUAUAAACUUGCAAUUUAGAGGAAAAAAAAUCAGAAUUGUGAGUUUAUAUCUCGCAAUUCUGACUUUUUUUCUCAGAAUUCUGACUUCACUUAUCAGAAUUGUGGGACAGUCACAAAAAUGUCAUAAUUGUGAGAUAAAAAAUCGUAAUUGCGAGAAAAAAACUCAGAAUUGUCACUGUAUCUCGCAAUUCUGACUUUGUUUCAGAAUUGAACGUUUAUUUUUCACAUUUUGACUUAACUCGGAAUUGCAUGUUAUAAAGUCAGAAUUGCCACAGUACUCACAAUUCUGAGAAAAAGUCAGAGUUGUGAAUUUAUAUCUCGCAAUUUUGUCUUUAUUUCUCAGAAUUUUGACUUCAUUUUUCAGAAUUGUGAAACAAUUGCAUCACAAUUGCGAGAUAAGUCAUAAUUGCGAGAAAAAAACAUCAUAAUUGUGACUAUAUCUCGCAAUUCUGACUUUAUUUUAUAGAAUAGCAUAUUUAUAUCUCACAAUUCUGAGAAAAAUUUCAGAAUUGUAAGUUUAUAUCUCGUAAUUCUGACUUUAUUUCUCAAAAUUCUUACUUCAGUUAUCAGAAUUGACAAAAAUGUCACAAUUGCAAAAUAAAAAAAAAAAUCAUAAUUACGAGAAAAAAACUCAUAAUUGUCACUAUCUCUUACUUUUCUGACUUUAUUUCUCAGAAUUGGCCAUUUAUUUUUCACAUUUUGACUUAACUCGUAAUUGCAUGUUAUAAAGUCCAGAAUUGCGAGUUUUAAUUAGAUAAAAUAGAUUAAAACUUGCAAUUCUGAGAAAAAAGUCACAAUUGCGAGAUAAAAACUCACAAUUUUCAGAAAAAGUCAGAGUUGUGAAUUUAUAUCUUUCAAUUUUGUCUUUAUUUCUCAGAAUUCUGACUUGAUUUUUCGAAACAGUCAACAAAAAAGUCACAAUUGCGAGAUAUUGACUAUUUCAUAGGAUUGCGCAUUUAUAUCUCAUAAUUCUGACUUUAUAACUCACAAUUGCGAGUUUAUAUUUCACAAUUCUGAGAAAAAAAAGUCAGAAUUGUGAACUUAAAAAGUCACAGUUACUUUUUUAUUUUUUUUAUUUAGUGGCGGAAACAGGCUUCCAUAUUGAGUAAUUAAAAUCCAGUGAAGAAUAAAAACUGCAACAUAUUAAUAGUGCUCGCUGUUAUUAAUAACAGCAUUUGCACUAUUUUUACCACAGCUGAUGGAAUCUUGUAGGCGUUUGCAGAGGGUUGAAAAUUUGCAAUGGAAAUUAGGAUGACAUAAUGAAUGAAAAACAAUGGCUUGGGUUAACACGCACUGUUAAAGUGUCAAAAUCUCUUUAAAAGAGCUCUUUUAAAAGGUGUGAUCGGCUAAUAACCCCCCACCCAGCUACUUUCCUCCUUUGCUUUUCCCCAGAAUCUUAAAAAACAAGUCUUCCUGCUAACCGAAAACCCCCUGUGCUCUUAUCCCAACAGUUUUUUUAAGCCCAACGCCUUUUGAAGUCACACAUUUGCACGGCCUGUAGCAAAUCCUUUGACCCCAAGUGUGUUUUAGUUUUCUUUGAUUAAAUAACACAAGGAGCCUGAUGGGUUUUCAGAAGAGACAUGUCAAGUUCAAAAGACGCAGAGGUGUGUUGAUUACAACAGCUGCACUUAAUAAAAUCUCAGAGGAACAUGAAAAGAGUGUGUUUUUGUUUCACACCAAACAAGGUUUUGUUGUUGUUACAUAUUGUUAUGUCUGUCUGUUUGCUUUUUUAAAAUGUUUUGUCU